Molecule: messenger RNA, 1404 nt
Organism: Penicillium macrosclerotiorum
Lineage: Eukaryota; Fungi; Ascomycota; Eurotiomycetes; Eurotiales; Aspergillaceae
Product: putative neutral amino acid permease
Exons: 3
Coding region: 1-1404 (467 amino acids)
Biological process (GO): amino acid transmembrane transport
Cellular component (GO): vacuolar membrane
Molecular function (GO): amino acid transmembrane transporter activity
Source: RefSeq, a predicted model, not a curated record
AUGUCGACGUCAGAUGAUAUCAAAGAAGCCCCCUGGUACAGAGGCGAUGCCCAUGCACUCGACUGUGACACACAGAAAGCAGAGAUGGAAGACCAACAUGAAGUUUUCAAGAGAGGUGAUGGUCAGGUUGACUUCCGCACUGUGAGCUGGAUUCGGGCUGGAGUUAUCUUCCUAAAAAUUAUUUUUGCGACCGGUGUGCUGUCAAUUCCUUCUUUGAUGUACGAACUUGGUGCAUUCCCUGGUGCUGUCAAUGUCGUUGGCUGGACUCUUUUGAACACAUACUGUGCCAUCCUGCAAGGGAACUUCCGGAACAAGUACCCUGGGUGCCACUCAAUUGCAGAUAUGGCCCAGGUCGUUGGCGGCCCUUUGUUGAAAGAGCUAGUUGGUCUGCUUUUCACUGUCAGCUAUGUAAUUGUGGCUGCAUCAGGCAUUAUUGGUGUCUCGACUGCUCUGAAUGCAUUGUCGCUGCAUUCAAUUUGCAGUGUGUGGUUCAGUUUCGUUGCGACAAUCAUUAUUGCGGGAUGUGCGAGUGUCCGGAAGUUUUCGCAUAUUGGAUGGCUGACCUGGGUUGGGUUUGCCAGUGUGUACAUCGCUGUGUUCAUCAUUGUCAUCGGUGUGACUACAAGAGAUCGCCCUGCAGCUGCACCUCAGACGGGUGAUUUCGAACUCGGAUAUCGCGUCAUUGGUAACCCUAGUUUUACGACCGGGAUCACCGCUGCAGCUACGAUUUUCGUGUCGAGUGCCGCGACCUCCGCUUUCUUACCUGUCAUUUCGGAGAUGCGAAAGCCUUCCGAUUACCCCAAGGCCGUGUAUAUGAGCAUGAGUUUAGUGACCGCGUCCUAUCUGACCUUUAGCCUGGUGAUCUAUGCGUGGUGUGGGAAGUGGAUUGCAUCUCCUUCGCUCGGCAGUGCUGGUACUACGGUGAAAAGAGUGGCCUACGGAAUUGCCCUUCCUGGAUUGAUCAUCAGCGGCUGCCUUUACGUGCAUGUCGCAGCUAAGUACUUGUUCGUCCGUAUCCUGCGGUAUUCGCGGCAUCUACAGGCGAACACAAUAGUCCAUUGGGGCACUUGGCUAAGCUGCACCCUUGGCAUGGCUACAAUCUCUUUCAUUCUGGCUGAAGCGAUUCCUAUUUUUAAUUAUGUGCUGGCACUUGUGGGUGCUUUAUGCUUUGCGCCACUGGCAAUUAGUCUUCCAGGUUGGCUCUGGCUGUAUAGCCACCCACAGUAUCGGAAAGGUAAUAGGGUCCAACAGUCCAUCUAUACGCUGCACAUUCUAUUGAUCCUCUUGGGACUGUUUAUGACGGUCGGUGGAACCUACGGUGUAAUCAUCCAGAUCAAAGAGGCCUACUCUGAUGGGCAGAUCUCUUCUGCGUUCUCUUGCGCAGAUAACAGUGGAUCAUCAUAG